Messenger RNA from Gastrolobium bilobum, 1434 nucleotides. RefSeq lists its product as uncharacterized. Bases 1 to 1434 code for a protein of 477 amino acids. The transcript is spliced from 6 exons. Gene Ontology annotation, biological process: DNA integration. Lineage: Eukaryota; Viridiplantae; Streptophyta; Magnoliopsida; Fabales; Fabaceae. The record is from RefSeq and is a predicted model, not a curated record. Gene Ontology annotation, molecular function: nucleic acid binding.
AUGGAACCUUAUCCUGAAUGGUUCAAGCCAGAACUUAAAACGCAACAGUAUGGCAGAUUUCUUGAUAUCUUCAAAAAGUUGCAUAUCAGCAUUCCCUUUGCUGAAGCUCUGGCUAAAAAUGAAAUGCCUCUUCUCUUAGGUAGACCUUUCUUAGCCACAUCUCGUGCAAUGAUUGAUGUAGAGCACGGAAAGCUGGUGUUGAGAAUGAAUGAAGAAACAAUUAUUGUCAAUGUUUUUGAUUGUAUGAAAAAACCAUUUGAAAAUGGUGAUUGUUUCAGACUUGAUGUCUUAAAGGAGGUGGUUCAUGAAGAGAAAACUCUUAUUCAAGAGCUUGAAGAGGAUUUGAAAAACUGUGAUCAUGUUCAUUUUGAAGAUGAUAUUGCGGGUUGUGCUCCAAAAGUUGAAUUGAAAGAGUUACCUGAUACUUUAAAGUAUAUUUUCUUGGGUGAUGAGGAGACUUACCCUGUAAUUAUCAAUAAGGGUUUGUAUUCUGAUGAUGAAAAUGGUUAUAGUGGCUACAAUCAAAUUUCAGUAGCUCCUGAAGAUCAAGAGAAAACAGCUUUCACGUGCCCUUUUGGAAUAUUUGCUUAUCGGAGGAUGCCUUUUGGUCUAUGUAAUGCACCUGCUACUUUUCAGAGGUGUAUGCUCUCUAUCUUCUCUGACAUGGUAGAGAAAUAUAUGGAGGUGUUCAUGGAUGAAUUCUCUGUUUUUGGCUCUUGUUUUGAUUUCUGUUUAGACAACUUGUCUAAAGUUUUGAAUACUGACGAUUCUGCCAUAAAAUUUUUGAUGACUAAGCAGGAUGCCAAGCCACGGUUGCUGAGUCAGAUUCUGUGGCAUUGUCAUGCUUCAGAUUAUGGUGGCCAUUUUGGAGGAAACAGAACUACUCAUAAAGUGUUGCAAAGUGGGUACUAUUGGCCAACCCUCUUCAAGGAUGCAAAAGACUUUGUAGAAAGGUGUGAAAAAUGUCAAAAGACGGGUAACAUAUCCCGUAGAGAUGAAAUGCCUUUAAAUAGCAUAAUGGAGGUUGAGCUCUUUGAUUUGUGGGGGAUAGAUUUUAUGGGACCAUUUCCCUCAUCUUAUUCCAACCAGUACAUUCUUGUUGCUGUUGAUUAUGUGUCUAAGUGGGUGGAGGCUGUGGCUCUUCCCACUAAUGAUGCCAAGGUGGUUGUGAAUUUUCUGAGGAAGAAUAUUUUCACAAGGUUUGGUGUACCUAGAGCCAUAAUAAGUGAUGGAGGUACUCAUUUCUGUAAUAAGCAGUUUGACAAUUUACUGGCUAAAUAUGGUGUUAAACAUAAGGUGGCUACACCUUAUCAUCCUCAAACCAGUGGCCAAGUAGAGGUUUCUAAGAGAGAGCUGAAACGGAUUCUUGAGAAGACUGUUGGAAAUUCUUUGAAAGAUUUGUCUAAGAGGAUAGAUGAUGCACUGUGGGCAUAG